UUCAUGACGGUGACUGGAGGCUGCUAAUUCUGGCUGGGAGCACGGCAGCCCCUCUGCUCAGUGUCUGAGAGCUGCCCGGGAACGCAGCUGCCGCUCAGCGCUGCAGGGAGGGACCAGCCCCGGCCCCGGCACCGGCUAGGAGUCUGGGCAGAUUGGCCAUCACCCCCGGUCCCAGCCCUCCGGAGAGGAAAAUGAAAAGCCCCCUGGUGCUGACGGUGCUGCUGUCCUUUGCGGCGGCCAAACUGUGUCACGCCUACUGCGAAGGGACCGAGAAGCAGCAGACGGCCAGCGGGAUCCAGGCGAAGCCGAGCUCAGACCUCUACAAGCUGCCCACGGCCCUGCUCAGGAGACUCUACAAUGGCCACCGGGUCUCCUACGAGGCACUGCUGCAGCUGGAGGGCAAGGACGAUGCCCGUACCAAGAUGCCCAUCCCCCCUCAGAAACGGGACAUGCACGACUUCUUUGUCGGCCUCAUGGGCAAAAGGACCCCAGAGCCCGACGACCCCACAGACAGGAACAAGGAGACGUCCACUGGCUUCGGCGACCUCAAAUAUCCCCCAAAUGCAGAAUGAGGUGCCCACGCUGGGGACAAGCAAAGCGCCCGCAGCGCCUCGAGAAAUGGAGACGAAGCCGCUCGCCAAAGCCCGCCGCGCUCUCAACCGAACGGGAACCCUUCGCCGUGUCGUGGAGAACUCUCCCCCCCUGCCCCAUCUCGUCCCCACUGCCCCAUUCCAGCCUGCGCCUCGUCCCAACGCUAGUGCUCACUGUUUGGAAAUAGAGUAAUGCCCCCACCCCAUGGUGCUUUCCCCGCCGUGUGCACCGGCCGCAGACACCCCGGGCAGCCAGCAGAACCCCCUUUGUGGCGUAGGUUAAAACCACCCUUGACUAGUCAAUAACACCACGAUUUUUACCUAUGAGCUGCCCUGUCUCUCAGCUUCUUUGCCUGAUGCUUCCUAGGAUUGUGUUGUUUGCUGGGCUCCAGUCAUGUGUCCAGGGCCCCACCGUGCUGGGCGCUGUGCAUUAUAUAUUAGGUACAUUACACUCGUGCCUGGUAAUUCGCCAGGGCCCCACCGUGCUGGGCGCGGGACGGACACAGAAUGAAAAGCCAAUCCCUGCCCCAUGCGGCCGAACACUCCUUUGCAGAGGGAAAUGUUCUCCAUGUGGGAGAACGGGUAUUAAGGCUUGUGCUUCAGGGCUAAUGCCGAUUUCUAACUAUAAAAGACCAGGUUUGUACUAUGCAAGACAUCAGUGCAGUUCAGGGGUCCUGCGCCUUCCUCUCUAGCCUCUGGCGCUGGUCACUGCCAGAGACAGGAUACUGGGCGAGAUGCUGAUCCAGCCCAGCAAUUCCUAUGCUCCUCGGCACAGAGAGGGCAGGUGAUUUGCCCAAGGUCCAGUGGGUAGCAGAGCUGGGAAGAGAAUCCGGAUGUCCUCACACCCAAUCCUGUGCUUGAACCUCAAGCCUGCCCUUUCUCCCUUCUCGCAUGCCGUUAGUAACGAGGCAUCUUCCCUAGCUUCUUGCAAUGUUGCCCAUCCAUUUGGUAUCCCAGCCUCAGAGGUAACAACCCAA
This is a messenger RNA of Chelonia mydas (Green sea turtle), 1567 nucleotides long. It is a transcript of the gene TAC3, whose product is annotated as tachykinin precursor 3. Bases 192 to 572 code for a protein of 126 amino acids. The transcript is spliced from 7 exons. Lineage: Eukaryota; Metazoa; Chordata; Testudines; Cheloniidae. The record is from RefSeq and is a predicted model, not a curated record. Gene Ontology annotation, biological process: positive regulation of blood pressure; tachykinin receptor signaling pathway.